UAAUGGCACGGGCGACGACAGUAAAUUUGAAAGGUGGCAGAAAAGCGAAGAGGUGGCGGCGCAGAGACAGACACAGACUACUGCACUUCCUCACUAACUUACACGUGUCUCUUUCUCUCACUUAAAAACUACAUGCACAUUGUUUUAGAGUUUCAGUUUGGUAAUUCAUAAGAUUUCAUAGAAUUAAGGUUUAAGAUGAGCAGCACCAACACAGUUUCAGUAACAGCGACUACUAAUGGGAUGAGUAGCAGCAGCAGGUUCGAAAAAAGUAAAAGGUCAAUGAUGGAUGAACUUCGAAGCUUCGAGAAGGAAGAUUUCUUUGAUUUGGGUCAUCCUCUCCUUAAUCGUAUUCUUCAUAGCUUCAUCAAAGCUGCUGGGAUUGGAGCUAUACAGGCUGUAUCUCGUGAAGCUUAUUUUACUUCUGUUGAAGGGCUGGGGAUUGAUUCAUCCGGUACAGAUGCAAAUGGUGCUAAGCAACACAAAUUUCCUGAUCUUAGAGGGGCUACCAAUAGAAAGUCAGUUGAAGCCUUGGUAAAAAACACUGGGAAAGAAUCGUUCCAAUGGGGGCUGGCUGCUGGGGUGUACUCAGGGCUAACUUAUGGACUGAAAGAGGCUCGUGGUUAUCACGAUUGGAAGAACAGUGCUGUAGCUGGAGCAUUGACAGGCAUGACACUUGCACUUACAUCAGAUGAUACAACCCACGAGCAAAUAGUGCAAUCCGCGAUAACAGGAGCAGCUAUUGCUACUGCUGCCAAUAUGCUUACUGGCAUUUUCUAGGAGUAGCUAGUUUUUCAAUUGUUUUGUUUUUCAGUCAUGUCUAUGGUACUAAACUAUUGUACUGUUAUGUCUAUUAUGGUAGAUACUCCAUAUGACUAA
Molecule: messenger RNA, 876 nt
Organism: Amaranthus tricolor (Joseph's coat)
Lineage: Eukaryota; Viridiplantae; Streptophyta; Magnoliopsida; Caryophyllales; Amaranthaceae
Product: outer envelope pore protein 16-2, chloroplastic
Exons: 7
Coding region: 196-777 (193 amino acids)
Cellular component (GO): chloroplast outer membrane
Molecular function (GO): amino acid transmembrane transporter activity
Source: RefSeq, a predicted model, not a curated record